GAGCUUUUCUCAGCGCGUGUUCAGGAUGGGCCAAUAGCAGUCGUCUUUGAUGACUGCAUAACUAUUUUAAACAGUUUCAUUGAGAUUGGUGUCACAACUAUGACAAAAAAUGUAAAAUAUAACUCGUAAUAUAUAUAAAUAAACCAACCUUUGUGAUAAACAACAUUUAAAUAUUGAGUUUUGGGAAAAGAAAAAUGAACAGGUUUUUUUUCUCAGGCGGAAACGCACGGGACUCCUGUCGAGCAGCUGUAGCAGUAUACUCGCAUAUUACAGUCACAACACGACAAUUAAUAAUCACCUGACUGCUUUAUUUACCUUUUAUACAUGCAACAGUCCGUGCUUGACGAGUAUGAGUUAGUAUUUUGUAUUUAAGUCACUAAAGUAAACUUCAGACUGACAGGUUAGCGUGUAACUUGCAGCCCGAGCUCAUAGCUAGCCCAGAAUGCUAAAAACAACGUAAACUUAUUAUUAUUUUCACAUCUUACCAUUAGUAAUUGUAAGCUUCCUUAUGUUUCUCCUUCUGAAAGAUCGACACAUUCGGCUCUAUAGAUGAGCUGGAUUAACCGAUAAUAAUUCUGCUUUAAAUGUGGAUGUUUGUGAUAAAAUGGAUAUUUUGAUUAAUCGAUUCACCAAUAAAAUGAACAAUAACAUCAGCAGGCUGCAUUGUAAUCCGUAUGAGGAUGACUCAGGGGCAUCUGGGGUUUUGCUGAACUCAGGCUGUCAACCCGUGAGCCCAACCAAGAGAAAACACCAUGAAAACGAAGACUCUGAUGAAGAGCACAUGAACAAAAUGAGAUCACAUCUGAGAAAUCCAAAUGGAGAGGCUGUAAAUCAGGAGUCAUGGAAUUACAGUUCAUUUGGACAGGCGUCUCUGAGCACUCUCCAUAGCCGUCAUGUAUUCGCACCUUUCCCCAUUUUUGCAGUGGAUCAACCCAUCGAGAUGACCAAACACAGCUCAGAUCCUACUAGGAGCAUGCUUCUUAUUCCUGGAUCCGGCACAAAACCACAGCAGGUCAGACUUACACAGUCUGAAAUAAACCGUCCAUCUGUAAUCACCUGUGCCCCUGCCAGCAACCGGCCUUGCAGUCUUUCCAGCUGCCACAUGUCUCCUAACAGCUGCACAUCUGGAUCCACCAACAAGACCAACGCAAACCCUGAGUGUGACCCUGUGAUUGAGGAGCACUUCCGCCGCAGUCUGGGGCAGAUCUACGAGGAGCCCGUGCCUGUCUCUAACUCAGUGUCCAUCACAGGCUCAGUGGAUGACCACUUCACUAAAGCACUGGGGGACGCCUGGCUACAGAUCAAAGCCAAGGGCAGUGGCGGUACAGCACCGAACCAUGAGGGGCGAUGUUAGCCCUGUUCAUGUUAGCUCACUUCAGAGGUGUAGUCAAGACCCAGACCAUGACUGGACUAAGAUUGCAGCAUUCAUUUCAGUAAUAUUAAACAGCUGUCUUAUUGGAAAUAGGAUUUUUUCUAUGUGUAUUAAAGAGUUAAGCCUAAAAUAUACAUAUGUUGCUGGUCCACGUCCUGCCCGUUGCACAGCAUGUGAGUUCCAAAUUGAGUUAUCCUUCACAGCUUGUUAAGCUAUAAAUAACUUUUUAAUAUAAAACAAGUCAUGCUCUUUAAAUUUUCCACAUCUCUUUAUCUAAUGUGUGAAUAACUGUAAGCAGUACUGCCAACAGAAAUACGUGAAGAUAUAAACAAUAUAACAAAAUCUCUAUGCUAAGUCAGAGGAAACCUGACGUGAAAAAAGUUUGAUUGUUGACUUAUCUCUUGUUCAAUGAAGUCAAAUAAAUGAAAAGGUGUUAAAACAACUGUUAAAUAUUACUGAAAUGAAUGCUGCAAUAAAUUCAGCACCUUGAUUCAUUAAGAAUGUACUGCCUGGUUCUUGAACAGACAGGCCUGGUCUGGAUCUCAGAGAUAGAUCUCGUUCUGAAUCUGGUCUUGUAGGGUCUAAACUUGGUUUGGUCUCUAGGGGUCUAGUCUGGAUCUGGGGCCUCAUUUAUAAAGUGUGUGUACGCACAGAUUUGAUCUUAGAGUGCGCGUAUGCAUGCCACGCCAACGGUCAUAUUUAUAAAAAGUCUGUGACGUGGAAAAGUGCUUAGCGCCACGUCAGUGUCUGAUCAGACGUAUGUAGUUUUCCUUGUCAGUGUACUGCAGGGUUUAGGAAAUCUAGGCUAAUAUUGCAGCUCGCCAUUCUAGAUUAAAGGAUUUGGACGAUUACUGGUGAUUUUUUUUAAAUGUGAAUGACAUUAAUUAGGCGAGAAAACUGAAAUGCGCAUUUUCUAUGCGUACGUUCAUUCUAUGUAUCACACGUACACACAGUUGAGAAAUGAUGGUAAGGUCAAAUGUUGGGCUGUUUCUACACAACAUUUUAUAAAUGAGGCCAGAGGUCUUGAAUGGUCUAAUCUUGGUCUGGGUCUCAGUCUUUAGGGGUCUAGUCUGGAUCUGGGUCUUAAAGGGUCUGGGGCCUCAUGUAUAUUUCAUCCUAAAAGUGUGUGUAUGCACAAAAGCUAGAUUGCUGCAGAAGUUGUACAGUACUGUGUAGGGCUGCACGAUUUAUCGCGAUAAAGUAUGGCAAAGGCUGCGAUUAUUUUAUGCGCACCUUGUCAGAGCUGUACGGCUCUGUGUUCAGUUGUAAAUGCUUCUCCAUCUGAAAGCCAGAGGGCACUCUUGCGCAGAAACUCAAAUGCCCUGCCACAGAAGAAGAUAACAUAAAUCAUAUCUCUGUAGCUGAAUAAACAGAAGAUUGAAAUGCUUCGAUUAAUUAAACAUGACUAAUAAACACACGGCUGCCUUAUUCUGUGUAAGAAGCCACAUCUCACAGAAGGAUGCUAAACUCGUUAUGAA
Messenger RNA from Megalobrama amblycephala (Wuchang bream), 2850 nucleotides. RefSeq names its product vestigial-like family member 4a (gene vgll4a). Bases 605 to 1354 code for a protein of 249 amino acids. The transcript has 5 exons. Gene Ontology annotation, molecular function: transcription coactivator binding. The record is from RefSeq and is a predicted model, not a curated record. Lineage: Eukaryota; Metazoa; Chordata; Actinopteri; Cypriniformes; Xenocyprididae. Gene Ontology annotation, biological process: negative regulation of DNA-templated transcription.